Messenger RNA from Scomber scombrus (Atlantic mackerel), 4310 nucleotides. It is a transcript of the gene arrdc1b, whose product is annotated as arrestin domain containing 1b. The record is from RefSeq and is a predicted model, not a curated record. Bases 20 to 1345 code for a protein of 441 amino acids. Gene Ontology annotation, cellular component: cytoplasm. Gene Ontology annotation, molecular function: ubiquitin-like ligase-substrate adaptor activity; ubiquitin protein ligase binding. Gene Ontology annotation, biological process: protein transport. The transcript is spliced from 8 exons. NCBI's taxonomy places the organism in Eukaryota, Metazoa, Chordata, Actinopteri, Scombriformes, Scombridae.
GCUGCGGAGGAGCGGAGCCAUGGGAAAGCUUCAAGAAUUUGAUAUCACUUUUGCCAACAACAAGGUGGUGUACAGUCCUGGAGAGUCUAUACGCGGAACUGUGAAAAUACGAACCGGCAACUCGCUGCAAUACAAAGCCAUCAAGGUGAACUGUCAGGGCGCAUGCGGGAUCACCAAUAAACUGAAUGACACAUCGUGGGCUCUGGAGGAGCAGUACUUCAACAGCACGUUGUGUGUCGCUGACAAAGGAACUCUGGUAGCUGGCGAACACAAUUUCCCUUUCCAGUUUGUUAUUCCAGUCGCUGUGCCGACUUCUUUCGAGGGACCCUUUGGGAAAAUAGUUUACCGUGUAAGAGCAGUCAUCGACACACCCCGCUUCUCAAAAGACUACAAAGCCCAGAGGCCCUUCUACCUUCUCAACCUGCUCAACCUGAAUGAGGUGCCUGACAUUGAGCAUCCGAGCUACGCUGUGAUCACUAAGAAGUUCAGCUACCUCCUGGUGAAGACAGGGACCCUGAUGAUGAAAGCUCGCAGCGACCUCAGGGGUUACAUCCCCGGCCAGGUGAUCAAGUUGGCCACCGAGAUCCACAACAAGUCUGGGAAGGACACGGGAUGUGUGCUGGCCAGUCUAAUACAGAAAGUGACCUAUAAGACAAAGCGGCCUCUGUUUGACCUGCGGACCAUUGCGGAGGUGGAGGGAGCUGGAGUGAAAGCAGGAAAACACGCAGAGUGGAGGGAGCAGAUCAUUGUCCCUCCUCUUCCUCAGUCAGCGCUGGCCUGCUGCGGCCUCAUAGAUAUCGACUAUUUCAUUCAGGUGUCACUAAAAUCUCCAGACACAAUCGUCACUCUGCCCAUCUACAUCGGGAACAUCGCUGUGAACUUGUCUCCGUCGAGGCCCGUGCCCACCAGUCCGGUCCACUGCGGCGCAGGCAUGGCACCCGGCGCGGCAGGGGUGACACCCAGCGCCCCGCCAGCGGAGGAGGAGCUGGAGGAGGGGUUGUGUGCAGGUGGUGUUGCCAGCGAGGAGAUUCCCACCAAGAGUCACUCACAGCAGGAUCCCUCAGGUCAGCCGGUCACCAUGUCCCCGAGCGCCUUCAGUCACGCCCCCGGUGCGGCGCUGCCACCCGGCCACAGACGACCCGACGCGCCAGCUCCCCUGUUCUGUGUGUCCACGGGGGCCACCAUACCUUUUUUCACAGAGGGAAAUGUCACUCCUAUCCCAACUUCCUGUUCUCUCAUUCUCCCUCCAGAGUACAGCAGCUGGGACUACCCUCACGAGCCCCCACCCACUUAUGAGGAAAGCUGCAGUAGCGCCAACUCCAGUUUCAACAGCAGCAGACAGUAGAGAAAGUGAUGAACCAUCAUGGUCUAAUCCCACCCACAACUGUCUGCACUUGCCUCUGGACAAAUCAGGAUGGAGAGACGCUGGGUGAAAGAGUGUGGAAGAAAACUCCAACACUCCAUCUCCUCAAAGAUUGUUAUUUGUCCUCUAUAAGUAGAAAAGGGAUCAUAUCUUAUAUCGAAUAUAAGAAUUUUAAUUUCACCUCAUAUCCCACCAGGCAGUGUCAGACAGAGCGGGUGAACAUCACUGUGCCUAAAAGAAGCAUUUUGGAUUAUCACAUUUAGAAUAUUCAGUGAUUUGUUGGACCCCAUUGGAGCAGGGUAAAAUCCUCAUUUUUCCAUGAAUUGUUGCAUAUAUGAUGCUUUGAACAUCUUUUGGGUCUAGGGAGGGUCACGUUUGAAAAGACCAAACCUUGGCCUUUUUUUGUAGCGCUGUUCCAAAUGUGCACUUGUCAUCGUGGUCCUGUCUGUUUGUGUCUCAGUUUGUCCUCGUCAUCGGUGUGGAUGAGUUGUCUUCAUUCUGGAUUUCAAGAGGUGCACUUAGAGCCACAGGUCGUAGUCUGUCUGUAAAACUACUUAAAAUCCCUUUAGGCCCCUUGGAGGAUUUUUCUCUGACUUUAGCAUCUCUAAAAUUAUUCUGAUGGUUUAAGUCUUUGUUUGAAGAAAUAUGAGGCACUGCUUCUACAGUGUACUGGAAAUCUCCAAACACAAAGGGGCUUUAAAGUCAAGCUGCAACUAACAAUUAUUUUCUUCAUCGAUUCAUCUAUCGAAUAUUUUCUUGAUUAAUAGAUUAGUUCUUUGGUCUAUAAGAUGUCAGAAAUGAUGACAAAUUUUAAUCAUUGUUUCCCAAAACCCAAGAUGCGACCUAAAAUGUUGCUGGAAACAGAAAACUUUGUCAUUUUCUGUUAAAAAAUGACUCAAAACUAUUUUGAAUAGUUACUUAACAGCUGAUUAAUUUGUUUUUUUUUUAUCAACUAAUUAAAUAAUUGUUUCAUUUGUACUUUAAAGAUAAAGAUUGUGUCUAAAGGAAACCUCUCAGUUGUGUAACUUGAAACACAAGCAGCAGCAAACACAAAAUACAAUACAAACUUUUCUGUUUAUUUCUAUGUUUUAAUUGACAUGAAGAAACCAAUUGGAAUAUUACAUAGGCCUAUAUAUAUACACAAGUAUUUUUGUCAUAAUUUAUGUUGAUUAACUAAAAUUGAACACAUGACACAAAAAUAUAAACAUGCAUUGAAUCUGUGUACCGCCACCCUGUGUUGGCUCAUAAAAAACGGUUUUGCUUUAACACCAGUUUUGUAUUCAGGGGAUAGUUUGUCUGCAGAAUCAGAUGAGACUCAUUUUUGCUGCAGCUGGACCUGUAGACUUCAGUACUGACACUGUCUGUCUCUGCCAUCUUGUGGUCAGUACUGGUUUAAGCUGUAGCUCAACCUGCACCUAGGGCUGGAUAUUAUCACCAAUGCAAACUGCUAUAACUGAGUCAUUCAUUCUGCGAUGCACCAACAAAGGUCUGCGGUGUAAACUUAGAUCUUAUUUUUCUGUGAUUUUUUUUGUUGAGCAGAAAUUGAUAUUCUUUUUGUGUGUGUGGCAUCACAUCUUUUCAGUCUCUGUCUGGAUGAGAUUGUUUGUUGUUGUUUUUCUCCUCUUUGUUGCCUUAACUUUCUUUAUUGUUACAUUAGAGAGAUGAGAAUCUUUAGAAAUUUCAUUCGGUGCGCAUGAUGAACACACGUGCACAACACAGCACUUUUGACAAUUUGAGUGCGUCGGUUUCUAUGAGUGUGAGCAUCUACUGUACAUAUCGUGUGUAUGAGUGUGUGUCUGUAAAAUAUAGCUGUCUGUUCUUUCUGCUUACUUGGACCAGAUAAAGUCACCUCCAAUCUGUUUCCAGUCAAAAAAACAAAAACAAGCGCUGGGUGAUAAAACAUUCAACUGAAUGACACUUGUGUUAUGUGAGCAAAUUGCAAUUUAAAACUAAAUUAGAUCCUAAAGUUUUGGCUAACCAAUUUGGUUAUUUUACAUAUGAUUUUGCAUAUAUGUGUCAUAUUAUGGUAAAAGGAAAAAAAAGUCAAUUUACGAUAAUGAUUUUUACCAUAUCACUCAGCCCUCCUGUGCUGUAAAAGCAUCAGCACAUAUUCAUUUGAAACUGAGGAUCUGCAGUACUGAAUGUUUGUGUCGCUAUUGAUGUUAUUGUCUUAUUUUACCAAGUCUAGUUAACUUUUAAUCCUGUGAAUUUAGGGGAGGGGGGGAAAUACAGCGCUGGUUUUGGCUUCUGGCAGACAAUCUUGCAAUAUGCUUUCCAGAAUUUGUCGUUUUAUGAGACACAUCAGCUGAUAUUUCCACACACAAACUGAAUUUACUGUUAGGACUCUGACAGUCACCCUAACUACAAUAUCCUGGCUCUACUUUAAUGUGAAUGCAUGCCUUAAACAAUCUGGAUUCCCGCCGCCCCCUUACAGAAGCCUGCGAUGGACCUUUCUUUUUCGUCAUGGAGGAUGUGCUCAUGAACCUCUCUCUGUUUUGUGUCCUGUGGACUGUGCCAAGUGCACUUGAUGUAUACAAAUGUAGCUUUUAAACAGCAAGGACUGUUUGGACCUGUUUUAAAAUUUUUAUUGUUUUAGAAAAUAUGUGCAAUUCCUGUCACCACCAAGAAGGCUGCAGCAGCAGCAGCAGCAGUAGCAGCAGCUUGGUUCCCUGAAGUCAUUUCACGCUGCCUUUAUUGUUCCUGAUUCUGUUAAACUCCUUUUCACCAAAAGGUACUAUAGCUUUAUGAAGCCCCACUUGUUUUGUGCUCUUUUUUUCAUUAUUUCUCCCUCACACAUUGAUGAGUGGCGUCUGGUUUUGUAUUUUUCUACUUGUAAACUGUUUACAGGUGCAGUAUGCAGAUACUAAUAGUAGCACCUCAAUCAGUAAAUGUAAUAUUUCAACCUACAGCGCAGAAUCAAAGUUGUACUAUAUAGUAUAACAAUAAA